Lodderomyces jiufengensis is the source of this 555-nucleotide messenger RNA. RefSeq lists its product as uncharacterized. NCBI's taxonomy places the organism in Eukaryota, Fungi, Ascomycota, Pichiomycetes, Serinales, Debaryomycetaceae. The transcript has a single exon. The record is from RefSeq and is a predicted model, not a curated record. The coding region runs from base 1 to 555 and encodes 184 amino acids.
AUGUAUCAACUACCAUCAAUCGAUGAAUUUAAAACUCAAUCACCAAAGGAACAAAAACAAGUAUAUGAUCAUUUAUUUGAACCUUGUGAUUCGGUAACUUGGCUUAUAGAUACUUUUGUAAUACAUCAAAAUUUUAAAACAUAUCCAGAAUUUAUAGAAUUAGUGAGAUCAAGACUAAUACAAACAUUAAAUCAAGCUAGUUUUUUCGAAUCGAGAAAUGGUAAAGAUUGUAAUACAUUAAUUGAAAAUAUCAUAUCAGCACAUCCAAGAUUGGGUGCUCCAAAAGGUACAGCUUUAAGUGAACAUUCAUCAGAAGAACAGAAAAAACUAGAAGGUAUACAAGUUAAAUUACAAGAACUAAAUACAAAAUACGAACAAACAUUUCCUGGAUUAAGAUAUGUUGUAUUUGUAAAUGGUAGAUCUCGUGAUGAAAUAAUAACUAAUAUGGAAGAAAGAAUCAAAAGAAAUAAUAUAGAAAUGGAGAAACUAGAUGCUUUGGAAGCUAUGUGUGAUAUUGCUUUAGAUAGAGCUACUAAAUUGGGAGUGAAAUUAUAA